GUACCUCCGCUCCUGUCCAGUCUCGCCUGCCCCCAGAGAGGGCCGAACCCCCUGGGGCCGGAUGCCAUGGGUAACAACUUCUCCAGUAUCCCCUCUCUGCCCCGAGGAAACCCGAGCCGGGCGCCACGGGGCCACCCCCAAAACCUCAAAGAUUCCAUCGGGGGCCCCUUCCCUGUCACUUCUCACCGAUGCCACCAUAAGCAGAAGCACUGCCCGCCGCUGCUGCCUGGCGGGGGACUACCAGCCACGCCGCUGCUCUUCCACCCGCACACCAAGGGCUCCCAGAUCCUUAUGGACCUCAGCCACAAGGCCGUCAAGAGGCAGGCCAGCUUCUGCAACGCCAUUACCUUCAGUAAUCGCCCAGUCCUCAUCUACGAACAAGUCAGGCUGAAGAUUACCAAGAAGCAGUGCUGCUGGAGCGGGGCGCUGCGACUGGGCUUCACAAGCAAGGACCCGUCGCGCAUCCACCCUGACUCUCUGCCCAAGUACGCCUGCCCUGACCUGGUGUCCCAGAGCGGCUUCUGGGCCAAGGCGCUGCCCGAGGAGUUUGCCAACGAGGGCAACAUCAUCGCCUUCUGGGUGGACAAGAAGGGCCGUGUCUUCUACCGCAUCAACGACUCGGCAGCCAUGCUCUUCUUCAAUGGGGUUCGCACGGCCGACCCGCUCUGGGCCCUGGUGGACGUCUAUGGCCUCACGCGGGGUGUGCAGCUGCUUGACAGUGAGUUGGUGCUCCCGGACUCCUUCAGCCCCGAGGCCCUGGUGGACCGCAAGGAGUUCUGGGCCGUGUGCCGCGUGCCCGGGCCCCUGCACAGCGGCGACAUCCUGGGCCUGGUGGUCAACGCUGACGGCGAGCUGCACCUCAGCCACAAUGGCGCGGCGGCAGGCAUGCAGCUGUGCGUGGACGCCUCGCAACCGCUCUGGAUGCUCUUCGGCCUGCACGGGGCUGUCACGCAGAUCCGCAUCCUCGGCUCCACCAUUCUGGCAGAGCGGGGCAUCCCAUCACUCCCCUGCUCCCCUUCUUCCACACCAACCUCGCCCAGCACCCUGGGCAUCCGCCUCUCUGACCCACUGCUCAGCACGUGCAGCUCUGGACCGCUGGGUAGCUCUGCUGGUGGGACAGCCCCCAACUCACCGGUGAGCCUGCCCGAGUCGCCAGUGACUCCCGGUGCGGGCCCAUGGAGUGAUGAGUGCACCAUUUGCUAUGAACACGCGGUGGACACGGUCAUCUACACAUGUGGCCACAUGUGCCUCUGCUACGCCUGCGGCCUGCGCCUCAAGAAGGCUCUGCACGCCUGCUGUCCCAUCUGCCGCCGCCCCAUCAAGGACAUCAUCAAGACCUAUCGCAGCUCCUAGCGCGUCUUGGUACCCAACCCCACACACCCACCUCCUGGGACUCCGGCCCAGCUCCAGCUGAGGGGCAAGUCAAUAGGGCCCCUUCUCUUCUUCCUCAUUUUGGAAACUCUUUUCCCUUCUCAUUAAACGUGAGAACUGGGCCCCUAAAGGUAUGGGGAGAAAAGGGGUAUCAGGCAGGGAGAUGAGGGCAGAAGCAAGUCGCCUGCUCUCCUCUGCACGCUGAGGGCUAAAUGGGGUUUCAGCCUCUCCUGAUCCUUCCCUAUCGGGUAGAUUCCCAGGAAGUCCCUUUAGCUCAUGUGGCACCUUUGUGAGAAUUAGAAAGUGUGUUCCUUUCUCCGGGCAGUUGUGGCCCUGAGCCUGAACAUGUGGCUUGGCUAGUGGAGUAUGGACUUGGACCUCAGCCUCCAUUUUCUCCCUCAGCCAACUGCCCUUGAGCAGUGCACAACCUGUGCAACAGCAGCUCUGGGCAUGCAGCUUCUGAGUUGUCGCCUUACUGUCUGACCUACACCUACCCUUUCCUUCCUCUUUUCCCUGCCCCUUGGGUUUGGCAGCCAGGGGUGAGAAGGCCAGUGGAUACCUCUCUUCCUGGGCAGGCUGCAGCCUCCAUGCCAUGUCCUUCUCCUACUCACCCUGGAUGGGUGGACACAGGCCCCAGAAGCCUACAGGUUCUGGGUCCCUAGCCCUCUGGCCUGUUUGAGAUGUGGAAGGCCCUUUCCUGGCCAUAGCCCUUCUGCCCCAAUCAUCUCGCUGGACACUGCUGCCCAGGGGUAGCCCCCUGGUUUGGGCUAGAGAGCAGGGUGUCUCGUCUGUCAGGUCUAAAGAUCAGGUUUGUAGCUACCCUCUGACCUCUCCUCUCAUGUUUCAGUGCUGUCCUGGGCCUGGCUGAUCCUCGUGGAAACUGUAGCAUCCCCUGGAGGGACCAGGGCCCUGGGUUGGGGGUAGAGGGGUUCCCUGGAGUAAGAACAGCUUUUCCCCUUUAUUUAUUUAUUUAUUGGGUUUACAGGGGUUAUUUGGGGAAGGGGGGUGAACUCCCAUUCCCCAGACCCCUAGAAAUGCUGCCCUCGUAGGCAGGGUGCCUCAUUGGAGGGGUUAGCAGUGGUAGUCAUCACUCAGAAUCUUCCCCAGACUCCAGCCCAAAAGUCCACAGACAGCUCUGCUUACCAUGAAAUAGAACUCCUUAAGAAGGGGCUGAAUUGGGAGGCCCUCUGGCAAAUUGUGUCUGUUUUAUAGAGAGGGCAACACAGCCUCCGCAAUGCUCUAGGGCCGGUGGAUCACCCAGAGCCACAAAAGCAGGGUUAUCUUAAUUGACUCUUGUACAUCAGGAGGCCCAGGAGCUCCCAUCUCCGCAAGGACAUACAAUGUCCUGAGCAGGCGGAGGGAGGGGAGCCCAGCUGGCCUAGUCACUGUAGGCACAGGGAGCCUGUUCUUAGGAAAGGCUAUCCACUCCCAGGAACGAUGAGAAGGAAGGGGCUGCGUCCCAGCACCUCUAGCUUCUUAUUCUUGAUUCUGGGGUGUGGGAGUGCCCCCCAGCUGCUCUUAGGUCAUAGUCAUCUCAGCCCUGCACGCCCUGUCCUGACAGGCCACGGGCUGGGGUCAGCUCUCUGAGUCCUGGCCUCCCCCUAGCCUCCCAGCCCUCUGCCCCUUAGAUGGCUUUUUUAUGCCGACUGGUGCCUGCUUUGCCAUGUGGCUGGCAGAGCAUUGGAUUCUAGACCUGGCCACUGACCAGUUGUGUGGCUCCGGCCAGGUCGUAGCCUCUCAGCCUCAGCUGUCACCUCUGUAAAAUGACUUGGGGGUGGGGAGCAGACUUUCUGUAUGACUCUAGGGAGUUCUUUGGUGACGGCUGCAGUGGGGUGGUGGUGGUGGGACAGCACAGGGGGUCGGGAUGCCAGGCUGGCGCUGUUUGAACCUGCUUUGCAGUGGGCCUUUGGGAAGUCAUGGUUCUACUCUGGGUGUCUAAUCCCUAGUCACUGAGCUUGUGGACCCCUUCUGUGGGAGUUGGGUGAGGUGGGGCUGGUGGUAGCCCCAUCCAGUCAAGGUUCCCAUCUGAGAGGCAGGAAAAGUCCUUAAGUGCAGGGGCUGCGUGGCCUGAGGGUCAGGGAGAGGAAGCCAUCCAUCUCAUUGUCUCUGUUAGUGUAGGGGGGUAGCUGCUGCCUCCUUUGUGAACUUGGGUCACCGUGAUUGUGAAUAAAGGUGAUUUCGUACCAGC
Molecule: messenger RNA, 3559 nt
Organism: Vicugna pacos (alpaca)
Lineage: Eukaryota; Metazoa; Chordata; Mammalia; Artiodactyla; Camelidae
Source: RefSeq, a predicted model, not a curated record